Messenger RNA from Arachis duranensis, 576 nucleotides. RefSeq lists its product as uncharacterized. The record is from RefSeq and is a predicted model, not a curated record. NCBI's taxonomy places the organism in Eukaryota, Viridiplantae, Streptophyta, Magnoliopsida, Fabales, Fabaceae. The transcript has 2 exons. Bases 1 to 576 code for a protein of 191 amino acids.
AUGGAGGAUGCAGAAGUUAGAGCAGAUGAAGCUGUCAUCAUCAAGAGUGUAUCAAGGGCUAGGAAUCCUUCUUGGAGUGCAAGUCAAGAUGGAAGGCCCGGAUUGAUGAAGUUUGGUGUAAAAGGAAGACACAGAGUGGACCACAGACUCUGGAAGAUUAUCCUGGAGGGUCCUCAAUUUCCAACCACCACAAGUGCUGAAGGAGUAGUCUCUCUUAAACCCGAAGCUAGCUGGACCGAAGAAGACAAAAAGAAGGUGGAACUCAAUGCCAAGGCUGUCAACUUGCUCAACUGUGUUAUCAGUUUCGAGGAAUACCGACGGGUAUCACGAUGCACAACGGCAAAAAGAAUCAGGGACAAACUUCAAAUCACUCAUGUAGGAACCACUCUAGUGAAGAAGACCAGGAUAGACAUGCUAAACAAAGUAUAUGAAAUGUUCUCAAUGAAGGAAGCAGAAUUAAUAGAUGAAAUGUUUGAAAGAUUCAACAUCAUCAUUAUUGGCUUGGAUGCUAUGAAAAUUACGUAUCCUGAUUCUGUGCUUGUGAGGAGAGUUUUGAGAUGUCUUACAAAAGAGUAA